AUGCAAAGACUUCAGAAACCUUUGUCUCACGUUCUUGCUGAUUCUACCGACAUUGAGUCCAUAUCUGGUACCGAAUGGUCUAAAAUAAAUUGCUCACUGAAGGUUAUGAAGCCGUUAUAUGACGCCAUACAAAUAUCAUGUGGAGUUAAAUAUCCGACUUUGUCAAUGGUAAAACCAUUGCUAUUUGGGACCACAAAUGGUCUGAAUAGUAUCGAAUUUGACUACGACGAUGCAUCAGAAAUGGGAAAAGAAUUUGUAGAUAAUAUCUUGAAUGGUCUAGAAGUCAAAUUUUGUAAAGUUGAUCGUGAUAUUAUUUUUAAGAAAAGCACUUAUCUGGAUCCCCGAUUCUUGAUGCUAGAUGAUGACCUUCAAGAACUUAAUGUUUUGAACAGAGAACCUAGUGGGAACCAGUAUACGGGAUUUCGGAGUUUCAUGAAAAAACCUACAGUUAACACCCGAGAAAAAAAUUUAGAGACUUUGCGUGUUGAAAUAUCACAGGAAAUGGUGGUGUAUUUAAACUGUCGUUUGAUAAAUCCUCAGCAAGAUCCACUUAUUUGGUGGCAACAAGAAAAAAAUAAAUAUCCCCAAUUAUCACUUAUGGCAAGAAAAUAUUUAGGAGUACCUUGUACUUCUGCUGAAAGCGAAAGAUUAUUUUCCACUGCUGGUGAUAUUUUAUCUGAUAAACGAACUUCAUUAUCACCAGAUUCGGUUUCAUAUUUAUUAUUUUUAAACAAAAAUUUGUAG
Messenger RNA from Microplitis demolitor, 744 nucleotides. Its product is annotated as E3 SUMO-protein ligase ZBED1-like. The transcript is spliced from 3 exons. The record is from RefSeq and is a predicted model, not a curated record. Gene Ontology annotation, molecular function: protein dimerization activity. Bases 1 to 744 code for a protein of 247 amino acids. Lineage: Eukaryota; Metazoa; Arthropoda; Insecta; Hymenoptera; Braconidae.